Messenger RNA from Pimephales promelas (fathead minnow), 1314 nucleotides. RefSeq names its product zinc finger, matrin-type 4a (gene zmat4a). Gene Ontology annotation, cellular component: nucleus. Gene Ontology annotation, molecular function: nucleic acid binding; zinc ion binding. NCBI's taxonomy places the organism in Eukaryota, Metazoa, Chordata, Actinopteri, Cypriniformes, Leuciscidae. The record is from RefSeq and is a predicted model, not a curated record.
CUGCAAUUGAACUAAAGGACCGCAGGCAGCUGUACACGAGCGAGCAUCCUCUAUUCUACACACGCGCCCACAUCACACAGUCAAUGGAUUACACCUUCUCUCUCCAAGUGCAACACCAUCUUACCGUGUACCCGACACACUUUUGCGAGGACUAUAGCUUGGAGUUACAGAUGAAGUCAACAGAGGUGGAUCAAGGCCUUUUCACAGACAGUUACUGCAAAGUGUGCAGCGCUCAGCUCAUCUCAGAGUCUCAGAGAGUGGCACAUUACGAGAGCCGGAAACAUGCGAACAAAGUGCGUCUAUAUUACAUGUUGCAUCCAGUAGAUGGGGGAUGUCCAGCUAAGAAGCUCAGAACAGAUGAUGGCAGUGAGGAGGGAGAUGUGGAUAAGAACAAGUGCUGUACGCUGUGUAACAUGUCCUUUACUUCAGCUGUGGUAGCGCAGUCUCAUUACCAAGGCAAGAUCCAUGCUAAAAGGCUCAAACUUCUGCUGGGUGAACAGCCUGCCAUAACAGCCAAAGAGGUACCACCUAGUCCAGUGAAAACACCCUCCUCAGAAACUUCACCUGUGAGCUCGACCCGUCAGCACCGGGAUUCUGAUCGCUACUGUCAGCUGUGUAAUGCUUGGUUCAACAACCCUGGAAUGGCACAGCAACACUACGACGGCAAAAAGCACAAGAAGAACGCAGCACGUGCAGACCUGCUGGAACAACUAGGGAAGACUUUAGACAUGGGAGAGAUGAAAGGUCUAAAACGCUGCUACACCUGUGAUGUCUGUAGUGUCACACUGAAUUCAGUGGCACAGUACCAUGCACACCUGCAGGGCUCCAAGCACCAAAACAACCUAAAAAAUCAGCUGUGUGUCCAGUGAGCCAGUGGGAAAAACUAGAUGAUUGGAUUGAUGUCAGACAAGCUGUGAUCAGCUUGCCCGGGAUUUUCUGUCCUCCCUUUCUCUCUCUCUCUCUCUUUUUCUCACUCUCUUGCGCGCUCUCUCUCUCUCUCUCUCUCUCCUUCUCUUACUCUGUUGUCUUACUCUCAACUUGACUGCAAAAGAAGAUUAAAGAUCCUCUUAAAGUCAGCCUUUAGUCAUCCCGAACCCUUUCUCUACCUCCCAGCCUCCUCUACAGCAGCUCUCCUCCUCAUGACUCAAACACAGACAUCAGACUCUGAAUCUCUGGAGGAGAUGUGACUUCAUCCAGUGACACCCAUCUGGUACUUAUUCUGUUAUUGCGCCAGAAGUUUAUAUAGCUAAACUCAGUCAGUUGUUGUGUGCAUGACUGAAUACUGUACUUGUGGUCACUUUCUCAGCUAAGCAA